CAAAACUACCUCUCUGUCUCCAUCCUCAUCCAAAAUUCUUUUCCUCCUAGAAAAUUGAAUCCAAAAUUCCAGAAUAAAACCCUCAGGAGGAGGAGAAGAAUUCCGAGAUCAAUAGCGCGGCCAUGGAUGCCUUCGCUCUCAAUCCCACGAGCGGAGGGCUCGUCUUGGGGGCAGCGACGAAGAGGCUGGAGAAGAGGCUGCUGGCCGUGAGGCAGAACGCCGGAUGGAGGCUUCUUGGCGGCGAAGAGGAGGCCCCGGUCUUCGGCGGAGGGUUCGAGAUGAGAGUUUCGGCGAGGGGGGCCGUGAGGUUGUCGUCCUUGGGGAAUCGGUCUUUUGUGGUGAGGGCCUCGGGCAAGAAGAAGGACCAUGAUAAUCCCUCCUCUUCCGCAGGAAAUGAUGAUCCAUCAAUUCCUGGGGGAGAUGCUGAAUCAAAAUCCAGUGACUCCACCCACAAGUCCCAUUAUACAUUGUCUGAGUGGCGAGAUUUCAGAGCAAAACUUGUGCAUGAUGAGCAGUUGCAGUUGGUGGAUCCUGAUGCUCUUGCGAAAGAUACAGCCUCAUCCCGGCAGCUUGGUCUAAAAUGGGCACACCCACUUUCCAUGCUGGAAACUGGGUGUCUGUUAGUUGCAACGGAGAAGCUCGAUGGAUUAAGCAGCUUUGACAGAACUGUUGUCCUCCUCCUCCGGUUAGGAAGCAGAGACCCCAGAGAGGGCCCCUUUGGAGUCAUUCUCAACCGCCCCCUCGACAGGAAGAUCAAGCAUAUGAAGCCAUCCAAUCCUGACCUCGCAACCACCUUUGCAGAUUGCUCGCUUCACUUUGGGGGCCCCCUAGAUGCUAGCAUUUUCUUGCUGAAGACCAGUGGAAAUUCAUCAGUACAAGGCUUUGAACAGGUGAUCCCAGGCAUUUGCUUUGGUGCCAGGCACAGCUUAAAUGAAGCUGCAGCACUCAUCAAGAAAGGGUUGCUUGGACCCCAGGAUUUCAGAUUCUUCGUUGGGUAUUCUGGGUGGCAGUUCGAUCAGUUGCAAGAGGAGAUCAGGUUGGGUUACUGGGUUGUUGCUGCAUGUAGCUCGCAUUUGAUUAAUGAGGCGUUGGCAGGUUCUUCAUCAAAUCUGUGGGAGGAGAUUUUGCAGCUGAUGGGGGGGCAGUAUUCAGAAUUGAGUAGGAAGCCGAAGCAGGAUAGCUUUUGAAGAAGGUUGCAUGAGAUGCCAUCCAGUGCAAAUACUGGAAUCAUUUGUACAGCAGGUGCUUACAAACUGAACUUUAUAGGACUAAUUAUUUUCUUCCCUAAAGUUUUAGGAUUAGUUUCUUGUACGUAAUUUCUCAUUUUUAUAUGAUAAAGGCACUUUCCGGAAGUAAUUUUGCAGAAUGAUUGAUGGUAGCAUUUCAGUUUAAUUUGUGAA
Molecule: messenger RNA, 1400 nt
Organism: Elaeis guineensis (African oil palm)
Lineage: Eukaryota; Viridiplantae; Streptophyta; Magnoliopsida; Arecales; Arecaceae
Source: RefSeq, a predicted model, not a curated record